Astrephomene gubernaculifera is the source of this 1168-nucleotide messenger RNA. The record is from the annotation of a GenBank genome assembly. Lineage: Eukaryota; Viridiplantae; Chlorophyta; Chlorophyceae; Chlamydomonadales; Astrephomenaceae.
CCCACGGGUUCGUCCUCGUUGAACUGCCAGCGAGGCUCAACUCAAGAUGGUGCGCGGUCCCAAGAAGCACCUCAAGCGGCUUAAUGCCCCCUACCACUGGAUGCUUGACAAGCUGAGCGGCAUCUUCGCUCCCAAGCCGUCCGCUGGUCCCCACAAGCAGCGGGAGUGCCUGCCCCUGCUGCUCAUUCUGAGGAACAGGCUGAAGUAUGCCCUGACCGGCAAGGAGGUGCAGUCCAUCCUCAUGCAGCGCCUGGUGAAGGUGGACGGCAAGGUCCGCACCGACCACACCUACCCCACUGGCUUCAUGGACGUCAUCAGCCUGGAGAAGACCAACGAGAACUUCCGGCUGGUGUACGACACCAAGGGCCGCUUUGUCGUGCACCGCAUCAGCAACGAGGAGGCUGCCUACAAGCUGUGCAGGGUGCGCAAGGUGCAGUUCGGCAAGGGCGGUGUCCCGUACGUGGUCACCCACGACGGCCGCACCAUCCGCUACCCUGACCCCGAGGUCAAGGCCAACGACUCCAUCAUGCUGGACCUUGAGACCGGCAAGAUCAAGGAGUUCGUGAAGAACGACGUUGGCUCCCUGGUGAUGGUGACCGGCGGCCACAACGCCGGCCGUGUCGGCAAGAUCGUGCACAAGGAGAAGCACAAGGGCUCCUUCGAGAUUGUGCACAUUGAGGACGCUGCUGGCAACCGCUUCGCCACCCGCCUGACCAACAUUUUCGUGAUUGGCAAGGAGGGCAAGCCCCUCAUCAGCCUGCCCAAGGGCAAGGGUGUCCGCCUCACCAUUAUCCAGGAGCAGAAGAAGCGCUACGAGGCCGCCUCGGCGUAAAGUGGCGUCUGCUGCCUCGGCAUGUGUGAGCGAGGGUGUUGCAACACUGCUCUUAGCUAGCUCUAUGCCGGUUGUACGGUGGGAGAUGGUGUGGGCCUACCAUCCCUUGCUGAAGCCGGCUACGUUGGCUGUGGUGGAGCAGUGGCUGUAACCAUGGCGUAUGCGGCAUGAAAGAGCGGUCCAGGGGGGGGGGUGGAGGAAGAGAGAGCAAGGACUCCUUGGAGUUUACGUCGUUGCACAGAGGCGCGUGUGUAAUCACGGAAAAGCAAAUGCUGUCGUUUCGGGGUGGAAGUUGCACUUGGCACAAGCACCCAUGACAGCUAAGUAAGAAUGCAC